AUGCGAUUUCCUCAUACAAAUGCCUUAUUUUAUACAUCUUCAAGUCGAUUAAAAAUUUUAGAUUCUAUUUCAGUUGAAAAGUUUUUUUCUAUUCCACACCAAAAUAACUUAUCUGAAAAUGAAAAUAAAAAUAAAAAUGAUGAGGAUGAGGAUGAGGAUGAGGAUGAAAAUGAAACGCCUGAUUCUUACCUCGGGUUUGAUCGCUCGCCUGAGGCAAAAUAUGGCCAUUUAAAAAUUGGGAUGGUCAUAUUUCCGGAAUUUAUUAGAGAGCAGCUUCGUCUUGCGCACAAAAACAAUCCCUAUAAAUAUUUAUUCAAUAAGGAUGUAGCUCGAAUAAAUGCCAUUGCUCAGGCUGCGAACCAAAUCUUACCACCUUCACCAGAUUUUCGGGAUAAUCGGAUUUUGUCUCCGUGCUCUAAAAGAUUGGCGGAUGUCGACUUUUCUCAUUUAUCCCGCGAAUAUAAUGAACGAGAUGCAUUGGCAUACGCUACCGUGCAGUCACCAUUAACAUAUGCUCCGAUUUUUCGUGUAUUUUCUGAGCUCACCAGACGAUUCCCCGAUUGGGCUCCAUCCUCAGUUCUUGAUUUCGGGUGUGGCCCCGGAACGGCGCUCUGGGCAGCCAAGGCUAUUUGGGGAAAUAGAUUAGGGACAUGUACAGGAGUAGAUCUUUCAGAGGCUAUGAUUGAUUUUGCAGACAAGAUAACAUCAAAGCUUGGUGGCGAACACGCUAUUGAGGCAAUUUAUAGGAGAUAUUUACACUUUCAUAAUGAAAAGGGGCAGUUUUAUGAAAUGGUUAUCGCCUCUUUUGUGCUUAAUGAGCUUGACUCGGUUCCCACGAAAGAGGGUGACCGCCCAGUCUUGGAACUUACACUGAACAACCUCUGGAAGUCCACAAAUUCCUUUCUAGUGCUUGUUGAAAGAGGCUCGCCGUUAGGAUCAAAGCUGAUCAUUCAGGCUAGAGAUCACAUUCUCGCAAAAGGAAAUGCACAAGUAGUUGCCCCUUGUCCACAUUCUGGAACCUGCCCAAUGCUGGGUAGUUGGUGCCAUUUUUCGCAACGUUCACAACUCCCUCGAGAAAUGAUGGAUAGCAUGAAGUUCAAACGGAAUAUCACAGAUUGCCGAUUUUCUUAUGUAGUUCUUCAAAAAAAAAGCAAAGAUGGGCCUCCCCUUCAAGAGUCCCGUCCGCAAAAUUGGCCCCGAAUAAUAGUAGGGCCAAAUAAGCUCAAAAAGAGGGUUGUUUUAGAUCUAUGUACGCCAGAAGGCACCCUGCAAAGACAUCAAAUCCCAAAAAGCUGUGGGCGGGAACAAUAUUACGAUGCCCGGAAAAGUCAACUUGGCGAUCUUUGGCCCUACCAUCCGCCUACGCUAAAGCCUCAUAUUCAUUAUGAUUUUGGAAGAGCUGGAAGAGUACGGACAGACCAAAAUAGGCACUUUUCGCUGAACGAUCAAAAUGCAACAAACCAAAACAUAAACAAUAAUUUCGCUGGCCCUCCUGCAGAUAAGAAGGGCAUCGACGGUUAUCAAGAACAUGUAUCUGUGAGAUUUCAAAAUGAGGAGAGAGGGCCUGACCUUGACUUUGAUGGAAACUCCGUCUAA
This is a messenger RNA of Mitosporidium daphniae, 1596 nucleotides long. RefSeq lists its product as uncharacterized. The record is from RefSeq and is a predicted model, not a curated record. Gene Ontology annotation, biological process: translation. Bases 1 to 1596 code for a protein of 531 amino acids. Gene Ontology annotation, cellular component: mitochondrial small ribosomal subunit. The transcript has 4 exons. Lineage: Eukaryota; Fungi; Microsporidia. Gene Ontology annotation, molecular function: structural constituent of ribosome; methyltransferase activity.